AUGACGUCGGCAUUAAACCUCAGAGCGAGAAAAGCAAAGGCGGCGAGAAGACCACAGCUAAGCAGAGACAUGAAACCGGGUAUCAUCAUCGAAAACGUUGCACAGACCAGGAGACGACUAGCCGAGACCACGUUGCUGGCUACAGCCUCAUUAGCGCCCGGAAGUUCAUCCAUCAUUGAUGAAGGGCCAACCAACACCGGAAGCGGAAGUCAGGACGACGAAGAAGAGGGCGGAUCACCCGGAUCGGAUGACUGUCACAUCAUACAUAACGACAAAUCUACAGACUUUAUCCUGUCCACGGUCAUGGAAGAAACUGCGAUGGUGGCGACGUUGGCCACGCCAUCCAACCUAACUGCCGACCCAAACGGAAACUUGGGUUCCAGACCACAGGAUAUCGAUCUUGUAACAAGGGUCUUAAACCCUAACCAAACAGUCAGCUCCAUUAGCGACAAGAUCGGUGAUAAGGUACCAGGAAAACGCAGAGAUUCCUCGGCAGCGUCGUCACCAAUCACGAUGACCACGGCGUCGGCAACGACAUUGACGACCACGGUCACGGUAACGGCCGCCACGGCCACCCCGACGGCCGCACCACAGCCGAUAGACCGGUCCAGUCGAACGACACAGUCGUUGGUGAAACGUUCUCUGUCGUCGAUGCUCCGGAACGGAUCCGAGGAGGACGGUACGAGGUGUUCGAAAAAAGAAUACAAGACGACAACAGAAGGGAGCAGCCGCUUCACCAUAUACAAGGUGAACAAGGCCAGCCGGAAGAAACGGGAAAAGUCUUCGGCAAGGAAAGAGAGAAAAGCCACGAAAACCUUGGCGAUUGUCUUGGGAGUGUUCCUGUUCUGUUGGGUGCCGUUCUUCACGUGCAACAUACUGGACGCGAUUUGUCACAAGCUGGACAAGGAGUGUUCACCCGGCGUCCGGAUGUUCAUACUGACAACGUGGCUGGGCUAUAUGAACAGCUUCGUCAACCCCGUGAUCUACACGAUAUUCAACCCGGAAUUCCGGAAGGCGUUCAAAAAACUAAUGCGGAUAGGCACUUGACCCGUGGCCGACGGCACCGGCAAGAGCUUCGCACCGAACGCCUGCGGCAAAUGAAGCCGUUGCUGUUUGUGUGUGUGUGUGUGUGUGUGUGUGUGUGUGCAUCAACCAUAUAUCAUCAUCAUCAAUAAUUGCAUGUGCAGUCGUAUGCACUCGCAGUCACUUCCUGUAACAUAUGAUUAUUAUUAAAAUUUAUCGUAUCAUUAAUUAUUAUUAAAUUAUUACCAUAAUAUUAUUACUAAAAUUAAAACUAUAAUGUUAUAACUAGAUCCCGAAUUUGAACACUCUAAAAACUAUGAAUAAAUGCUUUAAAAAAUAAACAAAAUUCCUUCUUAACUCAUUAAUACCUUUGAAAAAUGACCGACAUUUUGUUAGUAGGCACUCAACUACGUGAGAAAACUAAACGAUAAUUUAAUUUUUAGAAUUUUCAGCUCUUCUUUUAACUAAGAAAACAAUAUUACGAAGAAAUAAAAACCAAACUCAUGCACGAUUGAAAACUAUUAAUAUUUAUAUUAUGAAAACAAUAUUUAUUAGUGUAAUAUUUUGAAUUUCCUAAAUUGAAUAGUUUUUACAAAAGAUUGUACCCAGUGGUUAAAGUGAGGGAUACGUUGGGAUGACAUCCCUCCACUUUUAAUAAUUCACAUUUUCUGUCUCUCAACUUAUUCUGUAUGACUAUUUAAACGAUAUAUAAAGACUAUGAAAGGCAGCUAUAAAUUAUGAAAGGCAUCCCUCCACUUAUUUUCAGAGCCACUUCGACCAUUGCUUGUACGGCGUAUUAAUAUAUUAUUAUGCACUAAAAAUGAAUAACAUGACCUGAAGUGCUAAAACAUGAAAAAUAAAAGUUAUCUUUUGAAGAACCAGCUGGUACAUGAAACGAAUUAUGUACUUAAUGUACUAAACUAUGUCCUAGACUACCUAGAAAAUGCAUUUUGCAAUGAAAUCCGGGCCCUAGUUAUAACUAUAAGGAUGAGGAGUUUAUGGGGCUUCAAUAUUGACAAUUAUAAGUAGGUACCUGUACAAAAAAAAGAUAUAAAUAUCUGCACAGAAAUAUUACAAACAUGAAUACAAUUUUUCCAAUCGCAGAUAUCAAUAAUUUUAUUCAAUUUUUGAAGCAACUGACACUUUCGAGAAACCGACACACACACAUUAGUAUGCCGGAUCUACUUACGUCUGCUACAGUUCCUUAAUACGUAUAUAAGUAUAUGUGAGUUAUCAACUUGGAUUUUGAAAUUUAAAACAAAUUUAUUUAGAUCGAUGUGCAAUGAUAUGCGAUUUUUAAGAAAACUGUCAAAAUAUUAACUACACACUGAACUUCUCACAUCUAAUCCAAUAUAACUGUAAAUUGAGAUUGUCGUUAUUGAUUACAAGUCACAAAAAAUUGCAAGACCUACCUACCUAUUGAUAUUUCAGUCGUAUCGAUAUUAUAAUAUACGUGUACGAUAAACUUUGACGAUAAUAAACGAACCCGGUAUCUCUCGUGUCUUUAAGCCGACAAAGACGACGACGAUCACUCGACUUAUUCUAACAAUAUUAUCAUAGUAUUAUUAAAAAAUAGUUAACAACCAUGUCAUUGGGUUUCGACUAUUAUGGGGUUUUACUUUGACAUAAAAUUCUAUUUUUACAACUGACUAACAAAAAUUUAAGUUUUCACCAGUAAUUAAAAACUUGUUUACUAAUUAUUGUGUGAGUUGAUGACUGAAUAUCCAUUAAAAAUGAUAAGUUCAAAUAAGUAGUAAGCGAAAUUAAAUUACUUAUGCCGAGAUCAUAAAAAUCCUUUUUAGGCUGGUUAAAUGCUCUUAAGCCUCGUUAUAAUAUAACUGUUAUCACUACGCCAUACGUUUUCAACUUUUACUAUCAGUUAAAUUAGUAAUCACAAUACAAUCUUAUCUCUAUCUAAAGUUUUUUUUUUUGUAGAUCUAUAUUAUUAUGUGCUAGUAAUUAUUGUACUCAAUUUUAGUGGUUUUAGGUGAUAGUAUUAUAUACGAAUAUACGAUCAUCAAUUGUUGUAGGAUGAAUUUAUUGUACAUGAAAAUGUAAUUCAUAAUAUUUCUCUCACAAAAGUAAGCAUGAUGAAUAUUUUAUUUUAUUUUAAUUUUUUUAGAAAAU
Messenger RNA from Myzus persicae (green peach aphid), 3150 nucleotides. Its product is annotated as dopamine D2-like receptor. The transcript has 6 exons. Bases 1 to 1047 code for a protein of 348 amino acids. The record is from RefSeq and is a predicted model, not a curated record. NCBI's taxonomy places the organism in Eukaryota, Metazoa, Arthropoda, Insecta, Hemiptera, Aphididae. Gene Ontology annotation, biological process: adenylate cyclase-activating adrenergic receptor signaling pathway. Gene Ontology annotation, molecular function: dopamine neurotransmitter receptor activity, coupled via Gi/Go; G protein-coupled receptor activity. Gene Ontology annotation, cellular component: membrane.